UCACAAACUUCUUUGAGAUAUUGCAUGGAAGAUCUGCAAACCAGCUUGGAGUCACACAAGAAGACUGAUUGGAUUUUUGACUCCAGACAAAGAGCUUCACAGCAACACACAGCCAAGAGGAAGAACUGCUCCACAAAGAUGGUGACUUUAUUCUUGCCGCCUCGUCCUGCCCUGUUGUUCUUAGUCCUCUUGAGUGUGACUCUGAUGACUUCAGCAUUUCCCCAGCCUCAACUUCGACCUCUGCAAAGUAACUUGCCUGCUAUUGGUCAAGAGGAUUCCAAAGGUGAACAGUGGGAAGUGCUGUACCCCUCCAUCUCACUCCGUGAUUGGAGCAUUCAGAUGCUGACCGCCCCAGAUUUUGGUGCAGCUAAGUCUGGGGCAGAACAGCUGGUGGGGGAAAAUUGGUUUCCGCUCAGCCAGUCGCAGAUGGAGGAGGAGCUGGUGAAGGGCUGGCCGGGGAACUGGCCUUCAAGGCUGGGUCACCAGCAGAAGAGAAACAUAGUGGUAGCAGAUGACGCUGCAUUUAGAGAGAAGAGUAAGCUUUUGACAGCAAUGGAAAGACAGAAAUGGCUCAAUUCCUAUAUGCAGAAACUCUUAGUAGUUAAUUCCAAGUAAUUACAAUAUUUAUGUAAUUGUAUAUAUAUAUACUAAAAAAUAUGACAUUUUAUGUUGGAGAAAAACACUUUUGAUCAUCACAGAUGAUGUAACCAAUUCAAAAUGUUAAUUCAACUAAAAAUAAAUAUUCUAUCAUUUUAUCAUGCCAUUUAAAUCUUGUAUGAUUUCCUUUCCCUCAUGGAAUACUAAAGGAGAUAUUUAGCACAAUGCCCAAGCUGCAACAAAAAGGUAAAUCAUAUGGUUUUGGAAUGAUAUGAUGUUAAUUAACCUAAAUGUUAAGAACUUUAAUUCAUCCCUUUGAAAAACUCUUUUGUCACCAACAUUUUGAAAAUGUAUGUAGAAAAGGAGUUUUCUCUUUCUUUUAGAUGAUCUUUGAAUAAGGAAAAUGCAUGAUGUGUUUGGUCUCAUGAUUUGAAUAAACACUUAAAACUAUUUGUAUGAUUGUUUCUAUGCAGCUUUCAAAUGGCUUAUCUGGAUGCAUGGAAUAUGAGCCGCCAUAAUAGAUUUACACACUUUGUUUUUGUUGUUUUUCUUUUUUUCUUUUUUCUUUUUUUGUGAACAGUUAAAUGUUAUAUACUUCACUUAUGUAUACAUCACUUUAACAUUCCCCAGGUAACUUUGAAUCAGACAUAACCAUCA
Carassius auratus (goldfish) is the source of this 1254-nucleotide messenger RNA. Its product is annotated as tuberoinfundibular peptide of 39 residues-like. The record is from RefSeq and is a predicted model, not a curated record. Gene Ontology annotation, biological process: neuropeptide signaling pathway. Gene Ontology annotation, cellular component: extracellular region. NCBI's taxonomy places the organism in Eukaryota, Metazoa, Chordata, Actinopteri, Cypriniformes, Cyprinidae. The transcript has 3 exons. The coding region runs from base 25 to 615 and encodes 196 amino acids.